Medicago truncatula (barrel medic) is the source of this 1709-nucleotide messenger RNA. Its product is annotated as protein CIA1. The record is from RefSeq and is a predicted model, not a curated record. The transcript has 11 exons. Lineage: Eukaryota; Viridiplantae; Streptophyta; Magnoliopsida; Fabales; Fabaceae. Gene Ontology annotation, biological process: iron-sulfur cluster assembly. Gene Ontology annotation, cellular component: cytosolic [4Fe-4S] assembly targeting complex. Gene Ontology annotation, molecular function: protein binding. The coding region runs from base 314 to 1348 and encodes 344 amino acids.
CAAGUGACACACCAGCCCUGACUUUAUUAUUUUUUUCUUUUUAUGCAACUGCACAAACAGCACACGCGCGUUUCCUUCUUCUAUUGUUUUUACCAAACACGAUACAGGCAUACAGCAACUACAGAAGCAUCAGUGCACUGUGCCCCCACCCACCGGCCACCAUCGACGACAACCCACCACCGUUCACCAACCACUGUCGCUCGCUCCACUAUAUCUGUUUAAGGUUUGGAGGAUCUUUGUGUAUUUGUUUAAAACACGAUUCCAUAGCUUGUAGACUAAAGAAGAUACGGUUGAGGCUGUGCAAGUGAAAUAUAUGGAGAGAUUGGAAUUGAAAGAAGUUCAGAAACUGGAAGGUCAUACCGAUAGGGUUUGGAGUUUGGAUUGGAACCCUGCUACCGGUCAUGCCGGUAUUCCCCUCGUCUUCGCUUCUUGCAGCGGCGAUAAAACUGUUCGAAUCUGGGAACAAAACCUCUCCACUAACCUUUUCUCCUGCAAGGCGACUUUGGAAGAAACACACACUCGAACUGUUCGAUCCUGUGCUUGGUCACCGUCUGGAAAAUUGUUGGCCACUGCUAGCUUUGAUGCCACCACUGCCAUAUGGGAAAAUGUUGGGGGUGAAUUUGAGUGUGUCUCUACUUUGGAGGGACAUGAAAAUGAAGUCAAGAGUGUAUCUUGGAAUGCAUCUGGAACUUUGCUUGCAACUUGUAGUAGAGAUAAGUCUGUUUGGAUAUGGGAAGUGCAGCCAGGCAAUGAGUUUGAGUGUGUUUCAGUGCUGCAAGGACAUACCCAGGAUGUGAAAAUGGUGAGGUGGCACCCAACGGAGGAUAUAUUAUUUUCAUGUAGCUAUGAUAAUAAUAUUAAGGUUUGGGCAGAUGAAGGUGACAGUGACGAUUGGCAGUGUGUUCAAACUCUUGGAGAACCCAACAAUGGUCAUACAUCUACUGUUUGGGCCCUCUCUUUUAAUGCUAGUGGAGACAAAAUGGUUACAUGUAGUGAUGAUCUUACCCUGAAGGUAUGGGAAACAGAACAUGUAGGCAUGCAAUCUGGUGGUGGAUUUGCACCUUGGAGACAUGUUUGCACUCUUACAGGGUAUCAUGAUCGGACAAUUUUUUCAGUUCAUUGGUCAAGGGGAGGUAUCUUUGCCAGUGGAGCUGCCGAUGACGCUAUACGACUUUUUGUGGAGAACAAUGAAAGUCAGGUUGACGGUCCUUUGUACAAGUUGCUACUGAAGAAGGAGAAAGCUCAUGACAUGGAUAUAAAUUAUGUGCAGUGGAGCCAUGGGGAGAAGCCACUACUAGCCUCUGCAAGUGAUGAUGGGACAAUCAAGGUGUGGGAUCUGGUAUCAUAGUGGUGAUACUAGUUUAGCAUAUUUACUGUAUCAGCAGCAGGAAUUUAUACUUGAGGAGCCUAACAGUAGAAAUGCUAGAUGUGCAGGCAUCCUCAUUGUCCUUUUUCUUUCUCUUAAUUUAAAAUUUUGAUUAUUGUAUUUUUUAAAUCUGGAGUUUGAUUGUAAAUUAUAUGAUUAUUGUCAACUAAACUUUGCAUUUUCGCACAAGAGUUGCUCAAAAUUAUUCACUUGGAGUGAAUUAGUAAUGUAAGUAUGCUAAAAUCUGUGGGAACAAAGGAUAUCCUUAACUAGAGCAACUGGUAACUGGAUUGACUAUAUUGAGCAAUUUCAUGAUCCCUGCAAUUUUCUGUUGGGUAGUAAA